AUGGUUGCGCCGCAUGACGGGCCCGACUGGAUGUGUUUGGCAUCGGGAGAUGAGAGCAACUGCUUACUCAAGCGCAUCGAGGACUUGCAGACUUACAACAGGCAGAUGGGCCGCUUGGAGGAGGUGAGGCUGAUUCGGCUGCAGCAUGCCAAGCAAAAGAUCCUGCAGAGGCGGCUCAGUGAUGACGUGAGCGUGCUGAGCUUCGCCUGCACGCCCUCCUGCAGUUCCACCGCGCCGCAGGCUCUUUCACCAAGUGACAAGUCCAACAGGUCCGACCCAGAUGCCAUUGCCAAAUGGGCGAAGCGGUCCGAGAGGAAGGCGAGCGAAGAACAUGCAGUCGCCGAGCACAGGCUCAGGGAGGCUGCGGAAAGCCGACUCCGAAAUUUAAUGAACGAGGAACUGCGGGAAGCCGCGCAGCACGGCAGUCGCCGGGAGGAGGCUUCCGGAAGGGAGGCACCGGAUUCCCCGGUCGAGCCAAUGCCGAACAGCUUCUCCAGCGUCACGGAAACAUUGGCAUCACCGGUGAAGAAGCUCAUCGAAGAUGCCGCGGCCGGAAGAGAGGCGGAUGCCCAGAGCUACAAGGAGGAGUUUCAGCACUGGGCGGCGGAGUUGGAAGAGAGGGCCACGCUGUACUUCACGGCUGAGCUCAACAUGGCUGCGGUGGUGCGAGAAGAGGAGUCACGGGAGCAGGAGGCUUUGUGCAUGGCGCUGCGCUCUGAGCACGCGGAGGUGGGUGGGGCCAUGCGCCAGCGCAUGGAAGAAGCCAGCCAUGACAUCCGACAAAGAGCAAAGCGCAAAGUGGUGAUCGCUAGAAAGAAAUGCCAGCUGGAGCUGAAAAAGCUGCGUGUAGAGGAGGCCAACGAAGCAGCCACGGCGGAGGCGCAGGAGCAGGAGGCGAGCAUGGAGGAGGAGGUGCUCCGGGAGAAGCUGCGGCAGGCGGAGCAGGCCCUCUUGCAAGCGGAGGAGCAGGAAGAGGAGCAGUUGAAGCUGGUGAGGGCGUCCGGCGAAGAGGAGCUGGCCCAAAUGGCUUCCCAACUUGAAGAGGAGGCUGCCCGCAAGGUGGGGGAGCUGGGGGAAGCUUAUCGCAGCCAGGAGGAGCUUCUGGCCAAGCGUGAGCAUCAGAGCUCCAUUGCACAGAGCGCUGCGAUGAACAAAGCCUGGCGCCAACGUUUGGAGGACGCCGAGGCAGCUGCCGCCAAAGCGCGGGCACAGCUACAGGUUGCAUCCGAAGCAGAGUCACGGCUACAGUGCACCCAAUUGCAGCUGGAGCUUGGGGAGUCGUGGCCUGCAGGACUGUCCGGAAGUGCUGGCAGCUCGGAAUGUUUGGGUGAUUUCUCGGAGGUCGAUGCCCAGGCUGACAGCUUCCUCCGGCAAGCUGAGUGGAUGGGCAGCCCAGAGCCAAGCGCCGUACAUGCGUCAGCUGCAAGCUCGUUCGACGGAGGUCAGCCCGAUUUGCCCUUGGUCUACGCAGCUGCCCUGGAAGGCAUCGAGACUCAUGGCUGGAGUGCAGUGUACCCCGCUGAUGACCCGCCGGCAUGGACGAUCCUGCACUGGGCAGCAAUGGAAGGACGUUUGGAUGUUUGUCAUCGGCUCUUGGCUGCACGCGCUGAUCCUAUGUGCGAGGACGAGCGUGGCUGGACUCCAGUCGACUGCGCGAAUGAAGCUGGCGAGCAGGAGGUUGCCAUGCGACUUCGUGGCCCGAAGCUGGAGACGAUGCCCGCCAGAGAGGCGAAGGAGCCGCUGAGCGUCCCUCCGGCCAUUGCUGCCACCGUCGCAGCAGUGGAGAGUUACGGGUGGCAGGCCGUGCACGGGGGCCGCCGUGAAUGGACCGCUCUCCACUGGGCUGCCGCGGAAGGGCGCCACGUGCUCUGCGAGCGCCUGCUGCAGCAAAAUGCCGAUCCGGCGCAAGUAGAUGAGAUGGGCAAGAGCGCCAUGGACUAUGCUCAAGAAGCCGGCCAUCAAAGUACAUGGCUGCUGCUCUGGCAAGCUCAGCAAGAGCAUUCAUCGCCGAGCAAGCGGUUUUUGCAGCAGGUGCCGUCGCCUGGUCCGCUGGCCUACCCGCAGUCGCUCCUCGUGCCAUCCCAGCCAUGA
Molecule: messenger RNA, 2091 nt
Organism: Effrenium voratum
Lineage: Eukaryota; Dinophyceae; Suessiales; Symbiodiniaceae
Source: the annotation of a GenBank genome assembly